GAUUCACGAAUUGGGGUAACGUAACGUUUCUGACGUCUAGGAGCAAACCGUUGGAUAACCGGAUUACCGUAUAUUGCCUGGUUCGUUCAGCUGUUCAUACUUGUUCGUUCAACCCGACAGUGAAGACCAAAUAGAGAAAUGUUUGGAGGGGGUGGUGGAUUCGGCGGAGGUGGAGGGGGAUACGGUGAUGGAAUGGGAGGAGGAGGAUUUCAGCAAGGUGGAUUCUCAUCACCAUCAGCUGGAGGAGAUAAAACCAAGAAAUUUCGUUCACAAAAUAUAGUUCCAUUAUCAACAUCAGAUAUAGCUUCUCUCACACAUGAUGGGAACGGAUUCUUCCUGGAAGAUUUGGAAGUUGGCCAGGUUACUAUUCUCGGAACAAUCACACACGCAGAUAAAAGUCAAACGAGUGUUACUUAUACCAUUGAUGACACAACUGCAGCUCCUGUCAGCUUAAAACACUGGUAUGCCGUGGAAGGAGGGGAAGAGGGUGAGGCAGAGGAACAAGUCACAUACAGUGAAGGAACUUACGUCAGAGUUUAUGCUCAGAUAAGAAGCUUCCAGAAUAAAAUAAGUUUGUCAGCGUUAAAGAUCAAACCAAUAGAAGAUAUGAAUGAACUGACGAGCCACAUUCUUGAAUGUAUCAAAUUUAGAAUGAUGAUCAGCAAGAGGAAGAAAACUGGAGGAGAUUUCGGUGGUGGUGCGAAUAUGGGAGGUGGAUUCACGAAUGAAGCAGCUGGAUCUUCCAUAACUAAUAUGGGUAUUGACAAAGUGCAAAGUCAGGUUUUUGAAAUGAUCAAAGAAUGUACGGAUGAGACUGGUGUCAGUGUCAACGAUUUAAAACAAAAUUUGAAAGGACUAAACAUUACACAAAUCAGGAAUGCUCUGGAAUUUCUCAGCAAUGAAGGUCACGUAUAUUCAACCAUAGAUGACGAACAUUUCAAAUCAACAGGAUAAUUUUGAUCAUUCAUCAAGAUCUUUUGUCAAGAAUACUGACUGCCUUAAUUGUCACCCUCCACUGCCAUAAUAAUAUUGUGCUAUUGUGUAUAUAUGGGAAAGACCUAAGGUUCAGCAUUGGGCAUAGAGACAACUUUAGACCCUGCUUCAGUGAUGAAUCGUUCCCUAACUUUUUGCUUUUUGUAAUUCUUGAAUUAAAACAUUUCAACCAUGUUUGGGUGUGUUACAAAA
Messenger RNA from Styela clava, 1185 nucleotides. RefSeq names its product replication protein A 32 kDa subunit-A-like. Gene Ontology annotation, biological process: nucleotide-excision repair; DNA replication; double-strand break repair via homologous recombination. Gene Ontology annotation, cellular component: nucleus; site of double-strand break; chromosome, telomeric region. Lineage: Eukaryota; Metazoa; Chordata; Ascidiacea; Stolidobranchia; Styelidae. Gene Ontology annotation, molecular function: single-stranded DNA binding. The record is from RefSeq and is a predicted model, not a curated record.